Molecule: messenger RNA, 660 nt
Organism: Salvelinus sp. IW2-2015
Lineage: Eukaryota; Metazoa; Chordata; Actinopteri; Salmoniformes; Salmonidae
Product: calpain-2 catalytic subunit
Biological process (GO): proteolysis
Cellular component (GO): cytoplasm
Molecular function (GO): calcium-dependent cysteine-type endopeptidase activity
Source: RefSeq, a predicted model, not a curated record
UGGCUCUGACUUGCAGUCAGAGGCAGACAGACCACGCCUGAAAAACCAGGGGCGUAGAAGGAAUUUAGACUUUUCCACCAGUGAAACGCAUCCCAACUCUUUUCCUCUUUUCACUGUGUCGACGCAGUUAGCCACCGGACCCGAGAGAGGAGAAGGAAAAGGACUUGCACAAUGGCUGGGGUGGCAUCAACGUUGGCCAAGAAGAGGGCUUUGGCCGCAGGAUUUGGCACUAAUGCCAAUGCGUCGAAGUACCUAAACCAGGACUUCGAGUCUCUCAGGAGCGAGUGUCUGAGUAGAGGUUCACUUUUCACGGAUUCCACUUUUCCAGCCGAACCUGCGUCCUUGGGAUUCAAUGAGCUUGGACAGAACUCUUCCAAAACCAGAGGUGUGCAAUGGAAACGACCUGGGGAACUGGUGUCCAGCCCAGAGUUCAUCAUUGGUGGAGCCUCAAGAACCGACAUCUGCCAAGGCGGCUUGGGUGACUGCUGGCUCCUGGCGGCCAUCGCCUCUCUGACCCUGAAUGAAGAUGUCAUGGCCCGGGUUGUUCCUGCAGGACAAGGCUUUGGACGUGAAGAGUACGCUGGGAUCUUUCACUUCCAGGUAGAGACAGUGUCACAUUCUAGAGUCACAGGGUGCGUCCCAAAAUGCCUCCCUAUAUAG